Messenger RNA from Cotesia congregata, 279 nucleotides. NCBI's taxonomy places the organism in Eukaryota, Metazoa, Arthropoda, Insecta, Hymenoptera, Braconidae. The record is from the annotation of a GenBank genome assembly.
AUGAAUUUAAAAAUUUCCGAAUUUUUAGAUCAAACCAGUAAACAAAAAUACCGUGCUAUUCAUUCAGGUGUAGGAAAUACGAGUUUAAAUAAGAUUCUAGCUUGUGAAAAUUUACCUCAAAUGAGACGACAACAAUACAAAAAAUAUGAAAGUAUAGUUGGCAAAGCAAUUGAAUCUGAAGCAAGGGAUAGUUGUAAGCGAGCUGCAUCAGAAGAAAGGGAUAGAGCUCAUGCUGAUAAAAUAAUAAUUACAAAUCAUAUUUUUACACCAAUCUUUUAA